CCGCCAUGAUGUGUGGAAAGUAAUCUGUGUGUUGUUGUGUGAUUACUCAGUAACCUGUGUGAUUACUCAACGCUGCCUCGUUAAGUAACAUUGUGCAGAACCCACGCAAUGGUUAAUUCUUGUGUUGUUUGGGGUUGUGUAAAUCGUCAUGAUGGAAAUGUCAAUCGACGAUUUUAUGAUAUACCCAGACCCAUAAAACACCAAGGAAGUGAAACUGAAAAGCUGUCAAGAGAACGUAGGUUGUUAUGGCUGGCUAGGAUCAAUCGUCAAGGAUUUAACCCUGAUCCUACGAAACGUCACUACAAGGUGUGCUCAGACCAUUUUAUUUCUGGUGAAAAGGCUGAAUUGUAUGAUAGAACCAACCCAGACUGGGCGCCAUCGUUGAAGCUAAUUGGGCCAGAUACAACUCAAGAGAACCACGUGCCAACAGAUGGAAAACUUUCGAGAUCUGCAGUGAAACGCUAUAAACGUGCCCAGGACAGGAAGCAGAAACGGGAACAGCAUCAUGCAGCACAAGCAUUAUUAGAUCUCAGGAAUGAACCACUGCCAGAAACUUUAUCAGACUGUACAGAAACAGCAUCAUCUGCAACACCCUGCCACUUUACUUUGAAAGGAUGUCUAGAGCAAGCAGAUAACACAGCAGAAACCGAAAAUUGUGAUAUCAUGGCAAAAAUGAAUAUGGAGCUACAACGUCUCACUUUGGAAAAUAUGGAGCUACAGGAAAGCCUCGGGAAAACUGUUUUCUCGCCGGACACUUUGAAAAACGAUGAAGCAAAGGUUAAGCACUACACUGGUUUGACUUUUACAGUACUGAUGGCACUGUUUCAGUUCUUGUCACCUUGUAUAUCUGUGACAGCUAAAAGCUCUGUGACGAAGUUUGGGAAACUAAUGUUGGUAUUAAUGAAACUGAGACUUAACCUCAGUUUACAGGAUUUAGGCUACCGUUUUACUGUAUCGACAAGCUGUGUGUCAAAAAUAUUUAAUGAAAUGAUACAUAUAAUGUACAUAAGAAUGAAAGGCUUGAUUAUGUGGCCUGAACGAGAAGAACUACAAAUGUCAAUGCCAAUGGAGUUUAGAAAAUAUUUUGGUGUAAAAGUGUCUAUUGUAAUAGACUGUUUUGAAAUAUUUAUUGAAAGACCUUCCAAUUUAUUAGCUCGUGCUCAAACAUGGUCCAAUUAUAAACACCACAAUACAGUAAAAAUUUUAAUCGGAAUAACCCCACAGGGAGCAGUUUCAUUUCUUUCUAAAGGAUGGGGUGGGAGGGCCACUGAUAAAUUCAUAACAGAAAACUGUGGUUUAUUGCACAAACUUUUACCGGGAGAUAUAGUUCUAGCCGACAGAGGGUUUGAUAUAAAGGAAAGUGUUGGCCUGAUGUGUGCUGAAGUUAAGAUACCAGCAUUUACAAAAGGAAAAAAACAGUUGUCGCCUGUCGAACUAGAAGCAACUAGGAAGAUUGCACAUAAUCGAAUACAUGUAGAAAGAGUUAUUGGUCUGGUACGAAAUAAGUACACAAUUUUACAGAGUACACUACCAAUCGACUAUCUUCACAGCACAUCUGAUACUGCACCCACGAUUGAUAAAAUAGUAACUGUGUGCUGUGCAUUGUCUAAUAUGUGUCCUUCUGUUGUCCCAUUUGACUAGUACAUUGUGUGUAAAUAUGAUAUGUCUAUAUUUGUGGUGUCAAAAUUUGUGAUAUAAGUUACACUCAUUGGCAAAUUAUGAACUGUGCAAGACUUAAACAUUAUUAAA
Messenger RNA from Priapulus caudatus, 1749 nucleotides. RefSeq lists its product as uncharacterized. The coding region runs from base 109 to 1641 and encodes 510 amino acids. NCBI's taxonomy places the organism in Eukaryota, Metazoa, Priapulida, Priapulimorpha, Priapulimorphida, Priapulidae. The transcript has 2 exons. The record is from RefSeq and is a predicted model, not a curated record.